AUGGAGGAGGACUUGAUCGACAAGUUGGAAGGAGUGUCGCUUAGCAGAAUUAAUGAAGCAUCACAUGAUGAAAAAAAAAGUCUUAAGGGGAAGAUAAGAGAACUUGAACAUAUGAUCAAUAUAAAAAUGAUGAAAUUACAAAUGGAGUUAAUAGAAUCGAAAAAAAAAGAAGAAAUUCAUGAGUAUGAUUUUACAGAUUUAUUUAAUGAAUUUAAGGAAGAAAUAACAAAAAAAAUUGAAGAUGUUAAUGAUCUUAUUGGAAAAAGAAUUGAUGAGCAAAAUGUGAAACACACUAAACUGUUCAAUAUUUUAGUUUCCUUAAAAAAUGAAAACGCUUCGAUCAAUAAGGCUAUCUCUUUGUUAAACGAGAAAAUACACAUGCUCGAGGAGGAAAUAGGGGAAUAG
Molecule: messenger RNA, 405 nt
Organism: Plasmodium malariae
Lineage: Eukaryota; Apicomplexa; Aconoidasida; Haemosporida; Plasmodiidae
Product: conserved Plasmodium protein, unknown function
Exons: 1
Coding region: 1-405 (134 amino acids)
Source: RefSeq, a predicted model, not a curated record